CAAAAGUUGGAAGAGAUAUUGAACAAACUAAAAGUAAUAGCAAACGAAGUGGAUGAAAUAAUCAGAUUAAGUGACAGUGAGCAAUAUUGGAAGAAAAUUGAUUCAUCAGAUGUGAAAAUGUACAUAUACAGAUGCACUAAAAAUCAAUCCCAUUACGUGGACAAAACAUGGAUUCCACCCCAUAAUGCAACACUUAGAGAUUCAUUUAAAUAUGCUUUGAAUCUGUUUUUCCCCCUGGAACCAACUGAGUUCUCUAUGCAUUCAAAACGUGGUCGCUUGCCUUUUAAGACCAGCCUAGACACAAUCAUUGUCACAAUUGGAGAUCAACUCGAGGAAUGGAGUGAUGGAAAAUUCAGGUCUGCAGAUGGAGAAGUAGCAUUGAAACAAAUCCUUCACAUAGACCAAGCAUUAUUAUCAUUGGAGCUCAAGUGGUCGUUUAUUAACCUCAAUGAAAUAGAAAAGAUAAUUACUCUAUCUGAUCAGAUUCUAAUUCUAGUUAUAUUUAUAUUAGUAUACAAAUUAUUUGAUUAUAUAAUUAAUUAAACUGGACGCCUUCGAAACACACGAUGCCAAAUAAUAUGGUUUCCUUAUCAUUCUUCUAUUUUAGAGAUGUAAAAGGUGGUUUAAUUUCCCUUUGACAAAACGGAUGUGUACAUUAAACAGGGAUUUGUAAGACAUAAAUUGCAAAAAUUGCCGUGUGCACUUCUCUUGCCUUCCACAUUUUGUUCAAUACACAACUUUGUUGAGUUAUUACUUGGAAUUUUGCAAAUAAAAAUUAUGUACUAGGAAGUGUUGUAUUUAGUUUUGAUGAUGACUUCAAUCCAUGAAAUCUUGGAAUCAGGUCCGUAGUGUGCUAAAUCUGCAUGUAUAA
Molecule: messenger RNA, 871 nt
Organism: Capsicum annuum
Lineage: Eukaryota; Viridiplantae; Streptophyta; Magnoliopsida; Solanales; Solanaceae
Exons: 2
Coding region: 118-543 (141 amino acids)
Source: RefSeq, a predicted model, not a curated record